AGAAGAGCCUAGUUAUUUUAGGAAAGCCCAAUUUUCAGUUAUUUGAGGUUGUCCUUGUUUCGCUACUUCUUCCAGGAACAGACCCUUCAAUUAUAGCUCUCUCCAAAUAGAGUUUGGAAAAUAGAAGUCAGAAAUUGUUAACAUUCUCAGAUUCGAUUCAUUACUCUCAUCGAGAAAGAAAAAUGGCUUCAACAUUUAGCGGCGAUGAAACUGCUCCUUUCUUCGGUUUCCUGGGUGCCGCUGCUGCCCUCGUUUUCUCCUGUAUGGGAGCCGCUUAUGGGACCGCGAAAAGUGGGGUUGGUGUGGCGUCGAUGGGUGUGAUGAGACCAGAGCUGGUGAUGAAGUCGAUCGUCCCCGUGGUUAUGGCUGGUGUGCUCGGUAUUUAUGGUUUGAUUAUUGCUGUAAUCAUUAGUACCGGAAUUAACCCAAAGGCUAAAUCUUAUUACCUUUUCGAUGGAUAUGCCCAUCUCUCUUCUGGUCUCGCUUGUGGACUUGCUGGUCUUUCCGCUGGUAUGGCUAUCGGGAUCGUUGGUGAUGCUGGCGUUAGAGCUAAUGCACAACAGCCAAAGCUUUUUGUUGGGAUGAUCCUCAUUCUUAUCUUUGCUGAGGCAUUGGCACUAUAUGGCUUGAUUGUCGGUAUUAUUCUCUCUUCUAGAGCUGGUCAGUCCCGAGCCGAGUGAUGGAAGGCCUAAUGACGACUCGGCGGCUUUUGUGGUUGGCUUUGCUUCCUGAAUAGUUCAAUUCUUUUGCUGGUCAGAAGUAUAUGAGUUUCCCUGGUAAAGUAUUUUCUACAUAAAAUUUCUUGGCUGCCAUGCUAGCCUUUGAGCUUUUCUACAGAGUGAGAAAUUCGAAGGGGCUGAUGAUAGUAGAUUAGAUAUAUAUUAGUUGUUUCAAUAAAAUUUGUAAAACUUCGUUUCAUUUAUAAAGUCGUGUACUUGUAGACUUGCUGCUUUCA
Molecule: messenger RNA, 955 nt
Organism: Hibiscus syriacus
Lineage: Eukaryota; Viridiplantae; Streptophyta; Magnoliopsida; Malvales; Malvaceae
Product: V-type proton ATPase subunit c2
Exons: 3
Coding region: 183-680 (165 amino acids)
Biological process (GO): proton transmembrane transport
Cellular component (GO): proton-transporting V-type ATPase, V0 domain
Molecular function (GO): proton-transporting ATPase activity, rotational mechanism
Source: RefSeq, a predicted model, not a curated record